Molecule: messenger RNA, 1941 nt
Organism: Drosophila bipectinata
Lineage: Eukaryota; Metazoa; Arthropoda; Insecta; Diptera; Drosophilidae
Product: tRNA (carboxymethyluridine(34)-5-O)-methyltransferase ALKBH8
Biological process (GO): tRNA methylation; tRNA wobble uridine modification
Cellular component (GO): cytoplasm; nucleus
Molecular function (GO): S-adenosylmethionine-dependent methyltransferase activity; tRNA binding; tRNA (5-carboxymethyluridine(34)-5-O)-methyltransferase activity
Source: RefSeq, a predicted model, not a curated record
UGAUUUCAAAUCCGUGUUUUAAUUUGGUCACACUGGGUUCAAGAUGCACGUUGAGGAGCAUAAAAAUGUAAACAGUGCCAAAAAGGCCGAUAAAAAGCAACGCAGAUGCCUGGCAAUCAUCAAAAGUGACUGCCAAGUGUCCUCCAGUGAGGAGCCCACCAUAUACCUAGCUGUCCUCAACGUGGGCCUCAGCAAUGGACUCACAGAGGAGUGCCUUCUGGAUGCGACAUCAAAGACAGGUGGAAAAGUCACGGAGGUAGUAAUGCUGCCCGGAAAAUCCUACUGUUUCUUGGUCUGUUCCACCCUGGAUGAUUCCCGGCUCAUAUACCUGGGUAUGCACAAUAUCUCAACCAUUGGACAGCAAGGAGCAGUCGCUUACCUGAGUUAUGUGAAGGAAUUACCGGCUCUGGCGGGGAAAAGUGACUGGAAUAGCCCACUUCCCAACGGUCUGCAAGUAAUGCCCGACUUUGUAAGCGAACAGGAGGAAUCAGAGCUGCUUAAGUCGAUUUCUGAGGAUGGAAGAAGCACCGAAGGCGGUACCCUAAAGCAUAGAAAAGUGAAGCACUUUGGUUAUGAGUUCCUUUAUGGCAGCAAUAAUGUGGAUCCUUCGAAACCAUUAGAACAGCCCAUACCAUCUGCCUGUGAUAUUUUAUGGCCUCGACUUGAAAGCACUGCCUCUACCUGGGACUGGAGUACUCCGGACCAGCUGACGGUAAAUGAAUACGAACCGGGGCACGGCAUACCUCCUCAUGUUGAUACCCAUAGUGCCUUUUUGAAUCCAAUAUUAUCCCUAUCUCUGCAAUCCGAAGUGGUGAUGGACUUCCGACGAGGAGAGGAGCAUGUUCAGGUUAGACUGCCACGUCGUUCCUUGCUGGUAAUGUCCGGUGAGGCCCGCUAUGAUUGGACUCAUGGUAUCAGACCAAAACACAUCGAUGUGGUGCCCAGCGCAUCAGGGGGACUGACCACGCAGCCUCGAGGAAAGAGAACUUCUCUGACCUUCCGGCGCUUGCGGAGAAGCCCCUGUAACUGUGCUUAUCCCACUCUUUGUGACACGCGACAAACGAAAGCACCACUGGAGCUAUCUUCCACUCUGGCAGAGCAAGCUGUUAGUUUGGAGCAGCAAAAUGUCCACGAAGUCUACGAUAAAAUAGCAGAUCACUUCAGUGAAACAAGACACUCGCCCUGGCCACAAGUUGCCCAAUUUCUGGAGAGCUUUGAGUCGCAAUCUGUGGUACUAGAUGUCGGCUGCGGGAAUGGAAAAUACCUCGGGUGUAAUCCCCAGAUUCUAACCAUAGGUUGCGAUCGGGCGCAAGGUCUGCUGUCCGUGGGUUGCAGUAAAGGACAAAACGUAUUCCGUUGCGACUGUCUCAGUGUUCCAGUGCGCACUUCCAGCAUCGACGGGUGCAUAAGCAUAGCCGUGAUCCAUCACUUGGCCACAGGAGAGCGUCGUUUGGCUGCUUUGCGAGAAAUGGCAAGGGUUCUGCGUCCUGGCGGACGGGCUCUGGUCUAUGUGUGGGCCAAGGAUCAACGCCGAAAUGACAAAAAGUCCGCUUACCUCAGACAGAACAAGGCUGUCAACAAGGAACGUACCACAGAGCAACUACAGCGUCAAAAGCAGCAACAUGAACUGGAGCAGCUGCCCAAUAACACUCCACUUCCGGUGCACACCAAUCGCACUGAGUUCCAACAGCAGGAUGUUCUGGUGCCAUGGAAAACGAAGGACGAACAACGGACCACAUUCCUGCGAUACUAUCACGUCUUUGAAGAACAAGAACUGGAGAAUUUGGUGUCGCAGCUACCAGAGGUUCAGUUAAUAAAGAGCUACUACGAUCAGGGCAAUCAUUGUGUUAUCUUCGAGAAGAUCUCCCAAGGCACCGCAUGAGAGUGUUACAUUUAUGUAAUUCGUUUAUUUGAUUUCAAAAAAUACACAUUCACACAGUU